UACUCCUUGCUGUCUUAGGGAUUUUGCCCUUCACUUCAAGCCGAAUAUCUCACCAGUAUCACUUCAUAAAUAUCAGAAAGAACUGGACUGAGGCUCAGAGAUUCUGUCGUGAGAUGUACACUGACCUGGCGACUGUAAAUAAUGAAGAUGAGAUGAACAAUUUGUUCAAAACCAUAACUGAUUAUUCAUAUGAUGUGUACAUUGGACUUUAUAGAGGUGAAGUGUUCAGAUGGCACUGGACCCUGUCCGACAGUUUCUACAAUGAAGAGAUAUUCAAAAAUAAGAAAUAUAACCACACAGAUAUAAAUAAUAAUGGGGGCUGUGCUGCAAUGGACAAUGAUUGGAAAUGGUUUAACGAUAGCUGUGACUCACAAAAGCAAUUUGUAUGCUUCAAUGCAACAGCCAAUGAAAAGUAUAUCCUGACUGAGAAGAACAAAUCCUGGACGGAGGCCCAAGAGUAUUGCAGAACCUUCCACACAGAUUUAGCCAAUGUCAGAACCUGCACAAAAAAUGGUGUCAAUAACGUAUGGAUUGGACUAUUUAAAGAUGCCUGGUCGUGGUCAGAUCAGAGCAACUUUUCAUUUCGUUUCUGGAAUUUCAGCCAGACGAAACUCAUCAACAGGCACUACAACUGUAUUGUAGUGAUGGUGAACCAAACAGGGAAAUGGAAUGACAUACAGUGCAACACCACUCUGCCCUUCAUCUGUCAUGGUGAUCUUAAACCAGUCACUACACCAGUAACAACAGCCAGACAGAAUCCAAAUACAUCUCUCAAAUUCACUCCUGGACCAGCAACGACACAGUACAGACUUCAAAACACAACCAAGGAGGAAAAUACAAGCAGUCAGUCUACACAAAUACACACUACAGGGAUUUUGCCCUUCACUUCAAGCCGAAUAACUCACCAGUAUCACUUCAUAAAUAUCAGAAAGAACUGGACUGAGGCUCAGAGAUUCUGUCGUGAGAUGUACACUGACCUGGCGACUGUAAAUAAUGAAGAUGAGAUGAACAGUUUGUUCAAAACCAUAACUGAUUAUUCAUAUGAUGUGUACAUUGGACUUUAUAGACGUGAAGUGUUCGAAUGGCACUGGACCUUGUCUGACAGUUUCUACAAUGAACAGAUAUUCAAAAAUAAGAAAAAUAACAAUGCAGAUAUAAAUAAUAAUAGGGACUGUGCUGCAAUGGACAAUGAUUGGAAAUGGUUUAACGAUAGCUGUGACUCACAAAAGCAAUUUGUAUGCUUCAAUGCAACAGCCAAUGAAAAGUAUAUCCUGAUUGAGAAGAACAAAUCCUGGACGGAGGCCCAAGAGUAUUGCAGAACCUUCCACACAGAUUUAGCCAAUGUCAGAAACUGCACAGAAAAUGAUGUCAAUAACGUAUGGAUUGGACUAUUUAAAGAUGCCUGGUCGUGGUCAGAUCAGAGCAACUUUUCUUUUCGUUUCUGGAGUUUCAGCCAGAAGAAACCCAUCAACAGGCACUACAACUGUACUGUAGUGACGGUGAACCAAACAGGGAAAUGGAAUGACAUCCAAUGCAACACCACUCUGCCCUUCAUCUGUCAUGGUGAUCUUAAACCAGUCACUACACCAGUAACAACAUCCAGACAGAAUCCAAAUACAUCUCUCAAAUUCACUCCUGGACCAGCAACAACGCACUACAGACUUCAAAACACAACCGAGGUGGAAAAUACAAGCAACCGUCCCAAAGAUAACCUGAUUCUGGUCCGUGAGAACCUGACUUGGACUGAAGCUGCGAGUUACUGCAAAAAGCACUAUGUGGACCUGGUCUCCAUUCACAGUGAGGAGCUUCAGAACAGGACAGUGAGAAAAGCCAUCCAGGCCUCCACUUCUCAUGUGUGGCUGGGUCUUCGUUACACCUGCAGAUUCGACUUCUGGUUCUGGAUAAAGAACACAGAAGAAGGCUGCUAUCAGAACUGGGUGCCUGGUCAUGGGCCACAUGGAAAAAAGGAGUGUGGGCUGUCAGGAGCUAUGGAGUCCACUGGGGGGGCACCGUUGGUUCGGGAUUCUAGAGAGUGAAAGGCUCAAUUUCAUCUGCCAAAAGUGUGUUGAUGGGAUUUAGCCACAAAAGAGAAGCGACUGAAUGACUGAGAGACUGUUUUUUUGGUAUGUUUGUUAAUUGUAUCAGGUGCUGAAAUGUGAUCUGCGGGGUGCACGGGAAAGUAACUGGAGGAGACAUUUUACAAUAACAAAACCUGACUGUAGUGACGUAGCUUGGUAUAGCUUGGUCUCUGACUCAAUAAACUUCACUCACUAAACAGAAUAUAUAUUCUGUUUAGUGAGUGAAGUUUAUUGAGUCAGAGGCCUGUGACUAUUUACUUAAUAUAAUUCAGCCAAUGUAAAUGUAAUAUCAUGAAGCCAUAUCACCCUGCAGCCCAAGAGUGGUUGCCCACUGAAGCUAAGCAGGGUUGAGCCUGAUCAGUACCUGGACAAGGUACUGCUGGAAGAGGUGUUAGUGAGGCCAGCAGGGGGUGCUUACCCUGUGGUCUAUGUGGAUCCUAAUGCCCCAGUGUAGUGAUGGGGACACUAUACUGUCAAAGACGUUAAACCGAGGUCCUGACUCUCUGUGGUCAUUAAAAUUCCCAGGAUGUCCUUCGAAAAAGAGUAGGGGUGUAACCCCGGCAUCCUGGCCAAAUUUGCCCAUUGGCCUCUGACCAUCAUGGCCUCCUAAUCAUCCCCAUAUUCAUCACUCACAUCUUCUCUCCACCAGUAAGCUAGUGUGUGGUGGGCAUUCUGGCGCAAUAUGGCUGCCGUCACAUCAUCCAGGUGGAUGCUGCGCACUUGCGGUGAUUGAGAAGAUUCCCCCUUCAAUUUAACGCACUUUGAGUGCCCAGAAAAGCGCUCUAUAAAUGUAAGGAAUUACUGUUAUUCUUAAUUAAUAUCUUAAUAUCUUAAAUCUUAAAUAUAAUAUCUGAAAGACAAAGUCACACAUUUUAGUGAAUCUCUCCUGUAGUUAUUUCAUCAUACAUUAAUAUUAAUAAUAUCCAUUAAAAAAAAUAUGGGCUUCUUGUCUUAGACUGCAGGUGAUUUCUCUUUCCAUUAUUACUUUUUUUAAGUCUGAUUAUGCAUUGUGUCAUUUACACAUAUUUGAGUUGCCUU
Messenger RNA from Labeo rohita (rohu), 3116 nucleotides. Its product is annotated as C-type mannose receptor 2-like. Lineage: Eukaryota; Metazoa; Chordata; Actinopteri; Cypriniformes; Cyprinidae. The transcript has 10 exons. The record is from RefSeq and is a predicted model, not a curated record. The coding region runs from base 114 to 2036 and encodes 640 amino acids.